Hemibagrus wyckioides is the source of this 1095-nucleotide messenger RNA. Its product is annotated as endothelial differentiation-related factor 1 homolog. The record is from RefSeq and is a predicted model, not a curated record. Gene Ontology annotation, molecular function: DNA binding. Gene Ontology annotation, cellular component: nucleus. NCBI's taxonomy places the organism in Eukaryota, Metazoa, Chordata, Actinopteri, Siluriformes, Bagridae. The coding region runs from base 155 to 601 and encodes 148 amino acids. The transcript has 5 exons.
CUAAUGACAUUUUUUUUUACACACCAACAGACAACAAGCUACAGCUUCUCCGCUUCACUCCCAAACAGAAGGAGAAUUUGGCUAGUUGCUGAGUAUCUAUUAGCUUUUGUAUAACUGUAAGUAGUCUUUUAUUGGCAACCCUUAUUUGGAAACCAUGGCGGAAAGCGACUGGGACACGGUGACUGUGUUGAGGAAGAAGGGCCCGUCUUCAGCACAGGCCAAAUCCAAACAGGCCAUCACCGCCGCUCAGAGACGUGGGGAAGAGGUGGAGACCACCAAGAAAUGGUCAGCAGGACAGAAUAAACAGCAUGUGGUGACUAAGAACACUGCUAAACUGGACCGCGAGACAGAAGAGCUGCACCAUGAAAGAGUGACGCUGGAGGUGGGCAAGGUCAUCCAGCAAGGCCGUCAAGAAAAGGGAAUGACUCAGAAAGACCUGGCUACUAAAAUUAAUGAGAAGCCUCAGAUCAUCGCUGACUAUGAAUGUGGCAAAGCGAUCCCUAACAACCAGAUUAUGGGCAAGCUCGAGAGAGCACUUGGAUUGAAGUUGCGUGGGAGAAGUAUUGGACAGCCCUUGGAGCCCAAAACCAAGAAGAAAUGAGGACAAAGCCUCGAAAUCAGCCCCUCCCACCACCCCUGUCUCUGCCCUCAACCCUCAUCCCCUUUCACCACACUAAGGAUAGUCAUGUCUCUCACAACAACCUUGAGUUACUGCGACUGAUGGCAUACAAAAAUGUUCACCUGCUAUAAUAAGGAGGGUAGCCAUGAAGUGAUUUUUGUUUGUAGUGCUAAACAAAUACACUGCCACCUAGUGUUCUGGAAGACACAUAUCCCCAACAGCUAGCCUCAAUUCUUGAGCUCCGUUUUGCAUUUGGAGAAUGGUGUGAAAGACUUGUAUCUUGAAUCCCUCUGACCAUCCUGUGCUCCCCCAACCACCACCACCCCUCCUACCCCCAUGGGCUGAUCUCACUGAUGUCCUGCUGUUGGACUCGGUGCUUCACUGCAUGCACAAGCUGCAUUAUAAUACAAACACCUUUAAAAUAACAAAGUAAAACUAUGUUGUAAAACGUAAUAAAUAAAUCCUAAGUGCUGCGA